Schistosoma margrebowiei is the source of this 2388-nucleotide messenger RNA. NCBI's taxonomy places the organism in Eukaryota, Metazoa, Platyhelminthes, Trematoda, Strigeidida, Schistosomatidae. The record is from the annotation of a GenBank genome assembly.
AUGAUCCUUUGUAAACCAACUCCAUUAGAAUUAAAUCAUCUUCAAGAUAAAGAACUUCUAGCUGGUCAAGAUUAUUUACGUUUACAUCCAGUCUCAGAUACUGUAUUUUUUAUAUUUACAAAAGGUAUAUUUGAUUAUGAACAGAUUCAAUAUGCUUCAUUAUUAAUUGAUUGUUAUGAUUUAGCUGACAUAGAUCUAUUCAAUAAAGUAAAUUUCACUUUACAACACUUUCAACAAAAGGAUCUAUUGAAAUAUCUAUAUCAAUUUCGUAUCACUAUAGCUAUCUCUGAUCAAAAUGAUAAUAUACCUAUAUUUAAACAAUCCAAAUAUUAUAUUAAAAUACCAGAACAUUUAUCAGAUGGUUCAUAUAUUACUGAAAUGAAAGCACAUGAUUUAGAUAAAGGUGAAUAUGGACAAUUAACUUAUCAAUUAAAAUCAAUUACAUUCAAUUAUAUUGAUGAUCAUGAUGAUCAUGAUCAUGAGGAAGAAGAUCCAGAUCAUUCGAAGUAUUCAAGACAUCCACAAGAAUAUAAACAACCAUUUGAAAUUGAUCCAUUCAAUGGUAUCAUUACAGUAUUACAUAAUCAUUUAUUAGAUCGUGAACAAAUUGAAUAUUUUUAUUUAAAUAUAUUAGCUAUAGAUAAAGGAAAUUUAACGACUCAUACACAAUUAAUUAUACAAUUAAUCGAUAUUAAUGAUCAUUUACCAAUAUUAUAUAAUAAUAAUCAUAUCAAUAUUGAUUUUCUUGAAAAUAAAAAAAUCAAUACUUUUAUUGAUUUUAUACAUUUAAUCGAUUUAGAUAAAGAUUCAAAAAAUUCAAUGAUACAUUUAUUAUUAGAUAAUAAUCCAUCAAUCAAUAAUCCAUCAAUCAAUAACCAAUCAAUCGAUAAUCAAUGUAAUCACUAUCUUAAAAUUAUACCUGAUAAAAAUUUUCAUUAUAAACAAAUCAAUAAAAAUGAAUUAAUUAAUGAAUAUGAAUUAAAAGCAAUAUUGAUUAAUCAAUUAAUUAUUGAUCGUGAAAAAAUCAAUAAAAUUUUUUAUCAAAUUAUUACAUAUAAUACUGAUAAUAAUAUGAAUAAUAUAAAAUCAAUAAAUAGUAUCACAUAUACAUUCACUAUAAAUAUAUUAGAUGAAAAUGAUAAUAUACCAUUAUGUAUAUAUCCUAUUUAUAAUAGUAUUAUUGGUGAUUAUGAUCCAGAUCCAGAUCAGGAUCUAGAUCAAGAUCAUUAUGAUCAUGAUCCAGAUCCAGAUCAUUCCAUAAUGAUUUAUACAAAUACACCAAUUUAUACAUUCGUUAUACAAAUCAAGGGUUAUGAUCCAGAUCAUGGCUUAAAUGGUACUAUAUUAUAUCAAUUAAAUUCAUUGACUAAUGGUAGUCAAUAUUUUUAUUUAAAUGAAUCUAAUGGUAAAUUAUAUACAAAUUGGUUCAUGGAUUCAGCAUAUGAUUCCACAAUGAUUAAUAUGGAUACGAAUCCAUCAUACGAUCCACCUAUUGAAGGGAUCUAUCAUAUCAAGAUAUCACUUAAAGAUAUGGGUAUACCAUCUUUAUCAUCAAAUGAAACACAAUUUUUUAUUAAAAUUCAUUCAUUUAAUCAAUCCAUAAUCAAUAAUCAAUCGAUAAUCGAUUCGAAUCAUAAAACAAUGAAAUUUUGGUUACAUAAUCAUCAUCAAUUUUUAUGGAUUUCAUUUAUUAUUUCAAUGAUAUUAUUGAUUAUUAUUAUAAGUAGUAUCAUGAUAUGGAUACAAUCUUAUUGUAAACAAAAAUUCAAUCAUCAUAUCAAUAAAACGGAAUGUAAUCCAAUUAUCAUAUCAACAACAACAACAACAACAACCAAAAAUCAUGAUCAAUCAUUAAAGAAACCAUAUCUAAUUGGUUGUUUAUCAACCAAUAAAAAAUAUCAAUAUUCAUCGAAAAUCGAUAAUAAUCAAUCGCUUUGGCCGAAUACAAAUAUCAUUCAUCAAUCAAUAAAUGAUCAUCUAAAUGUCAAUACUACUAUUAAUACUACUUAUAAUGAUCCAUUUCAUUACACAAAUCAUUUACAUACAAAAACAAUCUGUUCAUUACCUUUCUCAUAUGACACCGGUAACCAUAGCUACAACAAUAAUACUAAUGAUUAUUGCUACAAUAAUAAUAAUCAAUUGAUAGGACAAAAAUAUACUUCAUUCAAUACAUCAAAUCUAUCAACUAAUCAUUUGAAUAGUUCUAUGAAUGGGACAUUGAUAAAUGAACAUCUUAAUCAUGAUGUAUAUUUACAAUCAUCAUUACAUAGAACAAUUAGAAAUUCUAUUGUUUAUCCAACAAAUACGAACUCAUAUUUAUCACCAAUAUAUGAUCUUAGUUAUUAUGAUGAUCAAUAUCAAAAUCAACAAAGAAAUAUGAAAUUCUAA